Messenger RNA from Arachis ipaensis, 878 nucleotides. Lineage: Eukaryota; Viridiplantae; Streptophyta; Magnoliopsida; Fabales; Fabaceae. The record is from RefSeq and is a predicted model, not a curated record.
UGGCUUCUUUUCCUUCCAUUACUUAUGAUGUGUUCUUAGCCAUUUGGCUAAGGCUUUCAAUCAAAAGCAAAUUGAAACAUAUGUAGAUUACAUGCUGAGGGAAGGAACUGAAAUAUCACACUCACUCCUCACAGCCAUUGAACAAUCUCAAAUCUCUUUGAUCAUAUUCUCCCAAGACUAUGCUUCUUCUACAUGGUGCUUGGAUGCACAGGAAUGAUGCUGAAUUCAUUGAAGAAAUUGUGAAACGUGUGUUGCAAAGGUUGAACCAAGCAUACCAAUGUGAUCCAAAAGAAUUUGUUGGAAUUCAUGAACCAAUUGCAGAGCUAGAAUCAAUAUUAUGCAGGGAAUCGAAAGCUGUUCUUGUUAUCGGAUUUUGGGGCAUGGGAGGUAUUGGUAAAACAACUCUUGCAAGUAAGAUUUUCAGCAUGAAUUUCAAGGUAUAUAUUUUUUUGGAGAAUGUAAGGGAGAGAGUUCAGAGAUAUGGCAUGACUCAUUUGAAGAAAGAGCUUCUUUCUAAACUACUAGAGGAAAAACAUGAUGGAAUAACCAAUUUUGCCAAACGAAGACUUAGUCGAAAGGGAAUUCUUCUUGUUCUUGAUGAUGUCAAUGAUCCAGACCAAUUGCAAGAUUUAUGUGGGAGAGGAUUUGAGUAACAACUAGGGAUAAACAUGUAUUACUUGUUAAACAAGUUGAUCACAUACAUGAGGUUAAGCCAUUGAAUGAUGAUGAAUCUCAAGCUUUUUAAUUUGAAUGCCUUCAAACAAAACCAUGACAUUGAAAGAGACCAAGCUCAUGCUGAGCUAACCAUCAAGCUGGUUAACUAUGCUAAUGGCAAUCCAUUGGCUUUAAAAGUUUAUGGAAGAAGCAAAGAAGAGUGG